UGAAACGUGUCAUAUGUCAAAUAUGGCGGCGCCCAUUUGGUCGAGUUUCUCUGUUCGACUCUUAUUUUCCAUUUUAUUGUUAAUUCAUAAUAUGUCACUAAGUACUUGUGAAACGGAAAGCUGCAAAAACGAUGCAUCAAAUGAUGAGGACAGUUCUUGCGGGUGCUCAACAAGUCGCCAACACUCUGAGAGCGAAAAACCUGUCGAGAAAAAUCAUGAGAAAAUGAAAUACACACAGUCCGAUUUACAAGGUAUUGAUAGUCCAUAUGCAAGAACUAAUCAGAUGGUCCCUAUACCAGAAGGAACGUUUUUGAUGGGAACCAAUAAGCCUGUUUUUGUUGCAGAUGGUGAAGGGCCAGCAAGAAAAGUAACUCUUAAAAAGUUUUAUUUGGACAAAUAUGAAGUCAGCAAUGCAGAAUUUGAACUUUUUGUAAAUGCUACUGGAUAUAAAACAGAGGCUGAGUCAUUUGGAAACUCGUUUGUUAUGGAAAUGUAUGUAAACAAAGAAGUUUUGGACAAAAUAACACAGGCAGUAGCAGCAGCACCAUGGUGGUUACCAGUGAAUGGGUCAGACUGGAGACAUCCAGAGGGGCCAGGCUCUGAAAUUAAAGACAGAAUGGACCAUCCAGUUUUACAUAUGUCUUGGAAUGAUGCUGUAGCAUAUUGUAAAUGGGCAGGAAAACGUCUACCUACUGAGGCAGAGUGGGAAUAUGCUUGCAAAGGCGGUCUUGAAGGCAGGUUGUUUUCAUGGGGCAAUGCAGAGAAUCCUAAAGGUGUUCACUGGAUGAAUAUUUGGCAUGGAGAGUUUCCUAAAACAAACACAGCCGAUGAUGGUUAUGCUGCAACCGCUCCAGUUUCAGAGUUUCCAGAACAGAAUAAGUUUGGAUUAAAGAAUAUUAUAGGCAAUGUUUGGGAAUGGACCCAGGAUUAUUGGGAGGUAAAACACAGCAAAGAAGCCAAAACAAAUCCUAAAGGACCUUCAAAGGGAACUGAAAAAGUGAAGAAAGGAGGCUCUUUUAUGUGUCAUAAGUCUUACUGCUACAGAUAUCGCUGUGAUGCUAGAAGUCAGAACACUGCAGAUAGCUCGGCUCAUAAUCUUGGAUUUAGAUGUGCAAGUGACCAACUUCCAGAAUAUUUGCAACAUUAAUUAACAUAUACAUUUAAAUGUAAAGUCAAAUAGGUGCAAUAGUUACAACAGUCAGACUAAUCAAAAAAAAUUCCAAUCAUACAGAUUGGAUAUCCUUAGGUCUGUAUCUCAAAAAUGCAUUUUCAUGCAGAAAACGUAGAUGGUCGAUGGAUUUUCUGUUUAGUUUUGUUCUGGAAUGUAUUGUUUAAUUUAAUCCUGUAACUAUAAAGAACAGUAACAUUUAAGACAUCAGUCUGCAUCACAGUGACUGUUGACACCUAUAACAAUAAUAAACUUUAUCUUUUCAUUUUCAUAAACUUGACAUUUUGUUGUGCAAUAGUUUUCUUUUGAAGGUUGGUAAUAUAAUUAGGUCACCUAGGAAAUCCUAAUGAUUUUUUACUGUGAUAUAUAUAUUAUAUGCUCUGUUAUGCUGUGAAAUCAUUAAAUAUUGUGGGCAUAAACUUCUAGGGUUUCAGCAAAAACAGCAAUUUCUCAAGGCCAAAACUUAUGUAGUUUUCAUUUCAAAGAUAAAAAAAUAUGACUGUCUGUUGAGAUUUGAUUUGAUGGAUAUAAGAAACAGUACAGGAUCACACAAUAUUAAUUUCACUGUAUUUAAGUUUUCUAGAACUUAUUAAGAUUUUCUUGUUCAUGUAAUUAUAUUGAUUAUGUUAAAUUUUGUAAAUCAUUUUUGGACAAGAAAGCUUUUCUUUUCAUAUUUAAACAGAUUUCAAAAUCCAAAGAAAACUUCAUUGUAAUUAUGUUUGUAUGCAUUAUACAUUGCAUGUGUAAGACAUUUUACGUUUUUGUUUGUUUUCAGCUUAAUUUAUUUUUACAUUGUAAAUGCUUUCAUUAAGCAGAAGUUUCUGUUUUGAAGGUAGUUCUGCACGUUCGGAUCGAAAUUUUUUCUACAAUGAAGAAUUUGAUUAAACUAUGAUUUUUUAGCUCGACUAUUCGAAGAAUAAGUAGAGCUAUCCUACUCACCACGGUGUUUGCGUUUGCAUCGGUGUCACACCUUGGUUAAGUUUUUCGUACCAGUCCACAUUUUGAGAAAACCUUUUGAGAUAAAGCUUUUAAACUUUCAACACUUGUGUACUUUUAUCACUUGUUCAUUAUAACAGUCUCUAUCUGUAGGCAAGAGUACAUAACUCUGUCAACUAUUUUGGCUGAAUUAUGGCCUUUUUGGACUUGGAAACUGAUUCAGUUUUUUGUACAAGUCCAGGUUUUGUCAAAACUAUUUGACAUGUGGCUUUGAAACUUUGAACACUUGUUUAUCAUCAUGAUCUCCAUCUGCAGGCAAGAGUACAUAACUCUGUCGACUAUUUUGGCUUAAUUAUGGCCCUUUUUAUAUGCCCGUCUCUGAAAGAGUGGAGCGUAUUAUGUGAACACCCGUGGCGGGCUGUCGGCGUCCAAAAGCAUGUCCGCUCUCUAAGUCGAACAGUUUUUAUCCGAUCCUCACCAAACUUGCUGACAAUGUUUUUAGGCAUAAUUUCUCAUAACAUGAUUUUCAUUUCCAUAUUCCAAAUUCAGGCUUUAUUCUACGUUUUCCGGAUAAAUGAUGUUACGCCAUCAGGUCCGGUUUAUCAGACAUGCAGAACUACCUUAACCUAAUAUUUUUGUUUAUUAAUCAGAAUUUUAUGUAACAUAUAUUGACCAGUUUUUAAAAAAAAUCAUUGACUAGAGAUUAGGCUUGAUUUUCAGCUUGCUGGAGCAAGAAGUUUUCAGGGGCUAACUACUGUAAUCACUUCUUCUUUGGCAUGUCCGUUUCUCAGUAUUUUUACUCUUGACACAUUGCAAACCGCAUUUCUUGAACAAUCUGCAUGAAACUAACACAGAAUUUAUUAGGCCACAAGAAUUGGCAAUAUUGCAGACCAACUUGAGUUAUGGCACUUGAAUUAAACAGAACUGCCAUAUUCCACAUUUUCAACUCCUCAGAGGCCAAAUGUUUUGCAGUCUUUAUUAAACUUACACAAAAUGUUAAUGGUCUCAUGAUUUAUGACGUUUGGGAAUAUUUGCAAAAAGACUGCUUCAUUGACACCAGAUUUUACAGGUCUUCCUUAAUCUUGUCGGAAUUUCUUUUUAAAACAUUCGUAACGUAUUAGACGCAUCGGCGCAGUCUGGUCAGGAUCCAUGCUGUUCGCUUUCUAAGCCUAUUGCAAUUAGAGAAGCCAUUAGCGAAAAGCAUGGAUCCUGACCAGACUGCAUGGAUGCCCAGGCUGGUCUGGAUCCAUGCUGGUCGCAAAGCCACUAUAUUGGUUUUCUCAUGGCACGGCUCAUUUCUUGGUCAUUCUUUAUGAAACUUACAAAAAAAUGUUAUUGUAUGUAUGAUUUGAGACGCAUUUGGUUAUAAGCAAGAUUGCUUCAAUAAAGUUAGCAUUAAAGCCAUUGAAAAAGUUUAAGUAAGACCAGAGUUAUGGUCCAUGAAUUAGUCAAAAACGUCAUAUUAAAAUUUUACAUCAUUGCCAGACUAGAGACUUCAUUGCAAGAGCAAUCUUCGUGGGUCUUCUUAAAUUUGCUUAGCAUGUACACAAUAACAAAAUCAAUACUAGUACCAUAAUGGGUGUGAUUGUUCAAAUAGUAAAAUUGUAAUAUUUACAGUUUGUUACAGAGUCCAUCUUCUAAAACCUUGAGGCGUUUAUUUGUACAAUUAUUCAAGUUAGCAAUAAAGAGCUAUUAUGGCCCUCUUGAUUCAAUCAAUUUAAAUGCUCUUUUUUUUUAUCAAGCUCUUAUUACAAUAGUUAGGCAUUUUUUCAUGUUUAUUCUUUUGAAUUCCCUUCUGGUUAAAAAAAGUUUUCAAGGUUAUAGGUUUGUGCCUCAUUGGUUCUUCCAUCAGUCCAUCAAAUCAUUUUUCUAUCCCAUUUUCAUCAGUUUAAUUGUACUUAACCAUGUAUAAAUGGAUUUUCAUAUACAAUUGCCUAGACUGACUGUAUCAAGAUAGGUGCAAGACCGAAACCCCUUACUUAAUGUUAAAGAUUUUAGUUCAUUAUACUUUUCUGGUCAAUAACUUUUUAGGCAUUAUUGGAUAUUCAGAUACUGAACAUUGGCUAUAUCAAGGCAACAUGCAAUACACUUGGACCAUUAGCUCAAAAGUUAUGGUCACACCAAGAGAUGUGCUUGGGCGUAGGAUCAUGAAAGUUGAUAAGGUGGAUGUUCAUGACCAGCAGGUGACCCUAAUGAUUUUGAGGUCAGUAGGUCAGAGGUCAAGGUCACAGUGACCUGGAACAGUUAAACCAUUUCUGGACGAUAACUUGAGAAUAAUUGAGCCUGAGAUCACGAAACUUAUAGGGAGGUUGAUCAUAGCCAGAUCACCCCUAUUGAUUUUGAGGUCAGUAGGUGAAAAGUCAACGUCAAAUUGACCCAGAAUAGUAGAACGUUUUUUGCUAAAUAACUAGAGAAUGCUUUGGUCUAAGAUCACAUUUGAUACAGAGUUUACUUAUGACUGGUAAAUGACCCAUUAUCAUUGAUUUGAGGUCAGUAUGUCAAACAUCCAGUGCACAGUUAUUAAAUAAUAUCUGUUCCUUGUGCAAUUACUGAACGCAUCAAGGGGGGCAUUUUGAGUUCUACGAGCUCUAGUUUUUCAUGAGAAUGUGGAAUGGUCAUAAACUUGUACUUCUAUUGUGCAUACUCAUCAUGACAAUGUAGAUAAAUACAUUCCAUUUCAUGUUGUUCAUCUUCCAUAUCUGUUACUAUGACCACGGAGAUAACCUCUGCUUGUAAGAAGAUCAUAUAUGAAUCUGUCAUACUGCUGGCCUAAUUUAUUUAUUUCAAUGUAUUUUCUCGAAUAGUUUAGAUUUUUGUGUUUCAGCUGAUGGGUGAAUAAUAAGCAUAAUAUAACAUUUUUUCUUAUGGCUAACUUUUUUUUAACUUGAAUAUUCAAGAAUAGGUAGAGCUGUUACACUCACCCAUGCGUGUGCACCCAGAUUUGGUUAUGUUUUUUAUGUAAGCUGGUAUUUCAGUAUCUGCUGAAAGAUUGAAUAUCUCACACUUGUUCACUAUGAUGAUCUGAAAUGCAGUGUGCUGGUUCCAUAAUGCCAUCUUUACAAUGUUGUGCCCCUUUCUUGACGUAGCAAUUUGUUGGGUUUUUUUGUAAUAAAGCUGGUAUCUUAGUAACCACUUGUGAAUAUGGAUUAAAAUGCAUUGCACAGGUCGCAGAACUCAGUUUUACUUUUGGCAUCAAGUUAUGUCGCUUUUUUAACGGGGAUUUUUUUUAUUUAAUCAUUUAUCUCAGUACACAUUGCCCCUUCUAUACUAAUUAUGUCUAUGUUUUCAUUAUUUGAACUUUUUUUCUAGUGAUGAGGCUUUUGAAUAGGUGAGCGAUGCUGUCCUCUGACAGCUCUUGUAACUGUAUUUAUAUAUUAAUUUCACAAUGUAAUAUAAUAAGCCUUAAUUUUCAGUUUUUGCAGACAAUUCAGGGAAUUAAUUGAAAUACGAAGCCAAAUUUUUUAUCCUUUUUGGUCGCAUGUAACGUGCUGCAAAAUUCAGAUCACCAAAACAAGGAAUUAAAAGUCUAAGCAUUUUUAACAUUUUUUUCAGUUCAGUGGGAAAUUCUGAAAUUUUGUCAUGAAUUAGAUCCAUGCUAUAGGUAUACGCAGUUGUUGUGACUUUUAAAAGAAACAAAAGUUUCAAGGAGUUAGAAGUCCAAGUUGUUUAAACAAUAGAAAAUUAAAAGCCUUUAACAAACAAUAUGAAAGAGAUAUCCUGAAGUGUUCCCCAUUCAAGAUAAAGUCUCUCAGUUAUGAGGGUAGUAAUAAUAAAGAUAAUGAAUGGUAUUUUUGUACAGUUUUCUUGUAAACAAGAGUAAUGUUUAAAAACGUGUAGUCAGUAAGUCGUGAUAAAGUAACCUUCAAAAGUAAAAAAUAAUGUACAUGUUUUAAGGAACAUUGUUCAGAUUAUCUGACAAAUUGGCAGACAGAUUUCUAAUAUGCUGCGCUGCCAACAGUUUUGGGUGCAUACUUCCUAAGUGCAAUGAAAUUAAAUUUCUAGAUAGCUUUUACAAGAAGAAAAUCGCAAAAUAUAUUUCACAACUGGAUUUCUUUGUGGGUCAGUUUUAUAGUUUGAUUGUACUGUGGAUUGGGUGAUUUUAGUGGUACCUUUUUUUCCUGAUUUGAUAGAUAACAGAGCUGUUUCUGUUAUGCAUCAAAAUCAGGUUUAUCGUAGAAUAACCCGAGUUUAGAGUUCUUAUGCAUAUGAAUAUAUCACUCAGGCCUUUGGCCUUCGUGAUAUAUUUCUUCACAUGAGAAUGGCAAACGAGGGUUAUUCUACGAUAAACUUUAUUUAGAUACAUAUUAUUUCAAUUCUAACACGACUUACUUCAAAUAAUGUUAGACAAGAAUCAGGGGAGUAUUUUCAUCGAAACGUUAAUUACAACUGCAUGCUAUGCCGCAGCAUUUGGCUUUCAAAAUUUCCUCCCGCAUAAGGGGUGAUGACGUUAGUUUUUAUUCACUUUAUAAACUUUACACACAGUUUAUAAAUGGAUUAGCCAAAACACGGUGCGCACAUAGCAUAGUUCAAGGUCAGUUUAUUGCAGAAUAACCCGAGAUAGAUUUUGCUCUACAAGUAUGUAGGUUAUUAGCUGGUCGUGUUAGAAUAAGGAAUAAUACUUAUAGUUGUUUUUACUGAUGGAGAUGAUGUUUUUUAAUAUUCUUGAGUUUUAGUUCACUUUUCACUGUGGAUGGUGGAAAUUAGCAAAAAUGGAAACUCUAGUGAAUAUUACCAAAGUUACAUUAAUGUGUUACAUUAAUGACUAACAUUUACAAAUAAGCAUACAAUUAUUAUGCAUAUACUUUUUGCGGAUAUUCCCUUCCAUAAAACUAUGGAAUCAUAUUAUUACUUUGUAUAGAUAGUUUCUGUUCAUGCUUAUUUAAGGGUUAUUUAUGGAAUUUUAUGGGCUUUCGUGUUUUGAUAGGUAGGGUGUCUGUAUUUCAAGGGUUUUAGCAAUAUGUUUUUCACUGAAUUGACAUCAUGUUCAUUAGUUUAUCGACUGUGAUGUUAAUGUAAAUAUUUUCAAGUUUUAUUUGAUAGAUUAGUAUUUUUAUAGUAACGUCAUUCCUUGCCAAUGAUGGUUUUAUUUACAGGAUAUUUUUUAUUCUUUUUCAAUGACACUUGCAUUGUGAUAGUUUAAGAAAGUGUCCAUUUAUGACAUUUAUUUGCUUUAAAGGCACUCGCUACAGUUUUUCCGGAUGGGUCGAUAUUUACCCCAAGACCGUGCCAAUUUGAAACACCUUAAAAUCCGCUUAUUAAGAAAUCUGCCGUUUGAUAAUUAUAUAUAUAUUUUUCUAAGUCAUUUGCUCAAACACUGAAAGAGUAUUUCAUACCAACCUGUGUUGUAUAAAUGCCCGCCACACCCCACCUCGUUAUAAUUUGAUUUAAGCGAAAUCUAAUAUGGUGACCUAUCAAUUUUCUUUUUGUUUUAGAUUAGGUAGACAUAACCAAAGGUAUGUGCAGAGUUUGAUUAAAUUCUAUUAUGUGAAACUCGAUAAAAUAGCAGAAGUACCAACUUAAAACUGGCAAAAAUAGCCAUUGUGUCUGCUGAACAAGUAUUCCUUUCUUUACAAAAUCAUGUUCUUUUGAUUUCUCUGAGCAUGUUUCAAAUAGAUAUAUUGUUUUCCGUUAUGAAAAUGCUUAGAUAAUCAAAUUUAUGCUGAUUAUUGUACUUUACUGAAAGAUAUUUUAGGAUUACAGAAAUUUUGAAAAAAAUUAACCAUAUCUAGGGGCAAAUUAAAUUGAAACAAAGCUGGUGACCUAGUAUUUUUAUUUCAUUUUUCAAUACAUCUUAACAUGGUCUUUUAAUACAAAACAUUCCAUCAAAAUCUAUUAUUGAGAAAAAAAAUACGAAACUGUAGUGAGCGUCCUUGAGCUAGAAUCACAUUGCCCUGGAUGGGGUUGCGGAUAGAGUUUACGAAUAGCAUCCAUAAUGCAUCCACUGAACUCCUCAAUCAUUCAUAAGUCAUCUGGUGUAUCUGUUCAGAAAUCGGGGGCAUCUGUGGGCAAGGGUGCAAAGUUUAUAAUAUAAUACUUUGUAUAUCCAGGAAUCCGUUAUAAAUCCGUAACAGUUCUGAAAAGGUCGUAAAAGAUCGUAACUGUCCAGAAGACAAACACUAUGGUAAAAAAUAUGAGCUAUUACGGUUUUAUUAUUUAUAACGUAACAAACUUGCAAAACCCUUUUUUUCUUAAACAUCCGGAGCAAUCCGGGCAUGGGAAUCCUGAACUCAUCUGCAAGCCCAUUGGGGGCAGUGUAAUUCUAGCUGUAAGAGACAUAUCUUGAGAUGAUUAUCACAGUAUGGAACUUCAUAGGAAACAUGAACAAUCAUGUCACUUGAAUGUUAUGGAAUGCAUCUCUAAUCCAAACAAUAAAGAAUGUCUCAACUGCCUGUAUAUGUGGAGUUUGCAGUUAUUGGCUUUGAAAUGGGAUUUGAGAUUUUUGCUCAGUAAAUUGAAUAAAAAUUUGAGAAUACUUGU
Molecule: messenger RNA, 8581 nt
Organism: Mercenaria mercenaria
Lineage: Eukaryota; Metazoa; Mollusca; Bivalvia; Venerida; Veneridae
Product: formylglycine-generating enzyme-like
Exons: 8
Coding region: 14-1147 (377 amino acids)
Cellular component (GO): endoplasmic reticulum
Source: RefSeq, a predicted model, not a curated record